CCCAGCUUGCAUAUCACCGUAGUGAUAUGGAUCCUCCCACACCAAAAAACACAAGCACUCAUCCGCGAGCCUCUCACACCCGCACCACACCGACCACAUCUACUACCACAACACCUCUGCCAUGCUUGGGACGCUUAAUCCGCCAAAAAUUCGACGUUGGCAGGAUUCGAACCUACGCUCCCGAAGGAACAAGAUUUCUAGUCUUGCGCGAUAACCACUCCGCCACAACGCCAAAGGUUAAUUGUACAGACGUUCACACCAGGAAACAAACGCUGAUUGCCCUCUGCCAGAAUCGAACUAGCGAUCUUAUCAUUUGCAAUCCAGGUCUCCCACUGUGAGGGGGAGUUGGGUACUAGUGAUACGCUUUACCACUAAGCCAAGAGGGCGAUUGCUGAUUGGU
Messenger RNA from Didymella exigua CBS 183.55, 400 nucleotides. RefSeq lists its product as uncharacterized. The coding region runs from base 27 to 338 and encodes 103 amino acids. The transcript has a single exon. Lineage: Eukaryota; Fungi; Ascomycota; Dothideomycetes; Pleosporales; Didymellaceae. The record is from RefSeq and is a predicted model, not a curated record.